Molecule: messenger RNA, 1007 nt
Organism: Gadus macrocephalus (Pacific cod)
Lineage: Eukaryota; Metazoa; Chordata; Actinopteri; Gadiformes; Gadidae
Exons: 2
Coding region: 81-1007 (308 amino acids)
Cellular component (GO): nucleus
Molecular function (GO): DNA binding
Source: RefSeq, a predicted model, not a curated record
ACUAUAUAUAUACAACUAUACUCACACAACUAUUUACAGGGGUCACCACUGUCCAGUUGCCAGACCGUGUCGUCGCCCAGAUGGGGCAGAAGCAGGUCGGGUCAGUGACCUCAGCGGAGAGGGGGACCCUGGUCACAGUUGCCCUGGCAGGCAAUGCUCAGGGCGACCUUGUUCCGCCAUUCUUCAUCUUCCCCCGUAAGCGGUUCAAAGACCACUUCCUGAGGGGUGGACCCGUUGGCUUUGCUGGCAGCGGCAACCCAACUGGCUGGAUGAAGGAGCCAGACUUCCUCCUGUACCUGGCCCACUUCACCAGUCACACCCGUGUGUCCAAGGAGUCGAAGCUGCUCCUCCUGCUGGACAAUCACACGUCCCACCUGUCAAUUGCAGCAAUUGAUUACUGCAGAGCCAAUGGCAUAGUGCUGCUGUCAUUCCCUCCCCACUGCACCCACAGGUUGCAGCCAAUGGACAUUAGUGUCUUCGGCCCCCUUAAGGGGUACGUAAACAGUGCGGCGGACAGGUGGAUGAGGAGCCACCCAGGGAUAAACAUCUCAAUUUAUGAUGUGCCCUCCAUCGUUGCUGAAGCCUUACCAAAGGCUGCAACAGUGAACAACAUUACCUCCGGGUUCUCAAGUCCAGGGAUCUGGCCUUUUAACCCCUCUGCAUUUGAGGAAAAGGACUUCGCCGGAGCCUAUUCAACAGACCGUCCUCCCCAGGCUUCGGGUGACGAGGUCAGCGGUUCUCCAGGUGCCACUUCAGGUAGGAACACUGAUCGAGCUGCCGGGCCUGACGAAGCUGUCCGGCCUGAGGGAGAGGCUGUUGAAUUCAGCCCGGACAUCGUCCGGCCUUACCCUAAGGCCGGACCUAGAAAGAUCACAAAGAGAAGAGGGAGAAAGAGGCAAGUGGAGUUACUCUUGCAUCUCAUAUCUUGUCUGGACUUCCUUUGUCUACAGUCAUGUAGACCUACCACAUUUAAAGUAAUUCAAUUAUCAUUAAAACGUCCAAUUUAA